Molecule: messenger RNA, 1713 nt
Organism: Cryptomeria japonica (Japanese cedar)
Lineage: Eukaryota; Viridiplantae; Streptophyta; Pinopsida; Cupressales; Cupressaceae
Product: laccase-22-like
Exons: 6
Coding region: 1-1713 (570 amino acids)
Biological process (GO): lignin catabolic process
Cellular component (GO): apoplast
Molecular function (GO): hydroquinone:oxygen oxidoreductase activity; copper ion binding
Source: RefSeq, a predicted model, not a curated record
AUGGCAGACUUGUCAUUUGCCUUGAAACUAAUGGUUGCCUGCAUAAUUUUCAUAACACCAUCGUUAGCUUUUGGAGCUUUAGUGCAAAGAAGAUUUGUUAUUGGAACACAGAAGGUGUGGAGACUCUGCAAAGAAAAGGAGAUUGUGACUGUUAAUGGGAAGUUUCCAGGGCCAACCAUAUAUGCUCAUGAAGGAGACAAUAUUGUUGUUGAAGUGCAGAACAAUGUGGCAGACAAUAUUACCCUACACUGGCAUGGUGUAAAGCAAAUAAGAUCAUGUUGGGCAGACGGACCAGCCUAUGUAACACAGUGUCCCAUUACUCAAGGGAAUUCUCAUACAUACAAUUUUACAAUCACAGAACAAGAAGGAACAAUGUGGUGGCAUGCCCACAUCUCAUAUCUUCGAGCUACUGUCCAUGGAGCUUUAAUUACUUAUCCCCGCAUUGGGAAGCCUUAUCCAUUUCUUAAACCAGCUGCUGAGUUCCCCAUUAUAUUAGGUGAAUGGUGGAAAAUGGAUGUGGAAGAAGUGAUAAGGAAAGCUCUUGAUAGAGGAGAAGUGCCAGAGAAAUCUAAUGCAUACACCAUCAAUGGCCAACCAGGAAACUAUUUUCCAUGUUCUAGAAAAGAAACUUCAAAGAUUUAUGUGGAGCAAGGAAAACAAUACCUACUGAGGAUAGUGAAUGCAGGUUUGGAUUAUGCAUUCUUCUUCAAAAUUGCAAAACACAGACUCACUGUUGUGGCAAUGGAUGCUUCCUACACAAAACCAUACAAAACAGAAGUAAUACUAAUACAACCAGGCCAGACCAUGGAUGUCCUCCUAAAUGCUCGCCAGCCCUUAAAAAAAUACCAAAUGGCAGCCUGGGUAUACAAUAGCAAGCCAAUUGAUGACAACUUCACAAAGACCUCAGCAACAGCAAUCCUCAAAUACAGAAGCAGCAGAGGCUUUGUCCCAGUCUCCAAUCUUCCACCAUCUAAUCACACUCCAACAGCAUAUAAAUUCAGUACAAAACUAAAAAGUAAGUUUCCCUCAGUCCCACAAACAGUUGAUGAAGAGAUGUUUAUAACAGAAGGUUUUGGAAUCGUUUCCUGCCCUACCUGUGGAUGGGAUACUGAAAUAAGAGCUGUUGGAAACUUCAACAAUGUUUCAUUCCUCAGACCACAACAAAUAGAUAUGUUGCAGGCUUACUAUUUUGGUAUAGAUGGAGUUUUUACCAGAGAUUUCCCAAACAAUCCUCCUUUGGAGUUUAAUUAUACUCAAGAUUAUCCACCCCCAUCAUCAUCUUCCUCCUCACCUCCACCACCACCACCAAGCUUUUGGAAUACCCAGACUGGUACAAAAGUUAAAACCCUAAAAUUCAAUAGCAAUGUGCAAAUUGUGUUUCAGGGUACCAGUAUUGUUACAAAGGAGAGCCAUCCUAUACACAUUCAUGGACAUGACUUCUAUGUUGUGGGGCAAGGGUUUGGUAACUAUAACCCUAAAACAGAUCCUGCAAGUUUUAACCUGGUUGAUCCUCAGAUUCUGAACACUGUUGGAGUUCCUACUGGUGGGUGGGCAGCUAUAAGAUUCCAAGCAAACAAUCCAGGGAUCUGGCUGGUUCAUUGCCAUUUUGAAGCUCAUUCAGAACUUGGUUUUGCCAUGGUUUUUCUUGUGGAGAAUGGAAAUGAAGAAUCUCAGAGAUUGCCUCCUCCUCCCCCUGGUUUACCCCAGUGCUAG